AUGGACACAUUCACACACAACGUCACCGCCACGGACGUAUUGAUGACCAGUACGCGCGAACGUUCCAGUAAAGAAACUAUUUACCUAAUUUGGAUAGAAGAUGACGUUCUGGUGACGGUGAUGGAAGUAGACGGACCGUAUGAAUUGUACUUCAAUUUUUAUACGGCAACUGUUUUUAAGCAAAAAGUGUUGUUAAGAAACUUAAUCAAGUAUCCAGUAUUGAUAACAAUCAGCAAUAAUUUAAUGCUUUCAGAAACUGAAGAAAUUGAUGAUUUGGAAACAUUCUUAACGUUGAAUGAACGUGAUUUUAUUAGACUGCAACUCACCACAAAAAUGAUAAAAUGGAUCGAAAAAUUACAAUUGGAAUAUAAAAAAAAUGAUUAUUUAGAGCAUGAGUCCGAAGAAUGGAUCCAGGAAAACUUGUGUAUGAGCGAAUCUCAUAUUAGUGAUAUUGAGACUAUUAAUCAGAACUGGAGUGUUGAUAAUCCUUACAGUGGAAUUAAUCUAGAAGAGAUAAAUAAUAUUGAUAGGAUUUUCGAACGAACCCAGGAAGGAUCUGCGAUAAUGGAGGCUUUAAAAGAAAAUUAUCGACCGAAAGAAACAUUUAUAAAGAGAAUCAAUUCGCUACUCUGCGAAUGUUUGAAAUCGUUGCAUGGUUGCCGUCCAAAUAAUUUCUACAAGAUCCAGAUUGCUAUCUCUCUCGUAAAGUCAUAUCCUGCAUUAGCUUCGCCAACGGAUGUACCACAGGCACUGUGGUUCCAUGCACAUGCCAGGGGUCUAAAUCAUCAUGCCGGCCGAAUCCAUUACCACAUGGAGUAUUUAGCACGAAAAUCUGAAGACCGUGUUAUCAAACGUCGUCGUAUCGAAGAGUAUCCACCUAGUUCCGACGUGUCUUUUAUACCAAUGAACGAAAAUACAAGUGAUGAUUGUAUUCAGCAAGCGAUGCUUGAACUCAAGUUCAUUGUUCCUAGCCAACAAAACAAAAACCGAAUUAUCGAGCUAUGGAACAUUUCUUUCCAAAAUCGACAGCAGUCCCGCGAAUUGAAACAUUCUUUUGAAUGUAUCGAUGAUUUUCCGGUGCUUACUGCUUAUAACGGAGAACUGAUUACACUUGAUUUCCUGAAAAUACGACCACAAGCUACGUCCUUUUCAGAAAAGUGGGAAACGGUACAGGAGAGAAUUUUAAGUCAAUACAACCAGCUGUUCUGUGAGCUUAAUCAUGGCAGAAGACGAGUUACCAAAUGAAGAAUUUCCCCCUAAACUGUUUGUACGAGGCUCCUUUUUGCAGGAUUCAAACGAUUGCACAAUAUGCAUUGGAAUGCACAGAAUUCCUGUUCUGUUAGAGUUGAGAUCAGCCUUCAAAAUA
Molecule: messenger RNA, 1366 nt
Organism: Malaya genurostris
Lineage: Eukaryota; Metazoa; Arthropoda; Insecta; Diptera; Culicidae
Exons: 7
Coding region: 1-1245 (414 amino acids)
Source: RefSeq, a predicted model, not a curated record